AUGUCAGAGCAAGUCAUGGAAUCGUAUUAGGACUUGUUUGCUGACAUCUAGUGCAUGAACCGCACGAAAAUUGUGCAGUAAUAUCUAACAUAUGUCAAUGACGGAAAGCUAUUCUAAAUUAAUUAGACUGAAACUACUCCUAAGGGAACUAAAUACAAUUGGGCUGUAGAUUUCUUCAGAACUUACAGCGACUGUAUUCUAACCACAAAUAAAUAUAUGAGUAAUAAUCUAUUUGAUGUUUCUCGCACAUUUACCAAGCAUAAAUUUGAUUAAAAGGUAUACUUCAAUGAUUAGAAAACAAAGCCUAUUGGAAUAAUGAUGAAGAAUAUGCAAUUAAAUUUUUAUCAGACAGGAAGCUAUCUCUAUAAGGAAAAGAACUUUAAAAAAAUUAUCUUGACUAAGCAGUAGAACUUGGAGAGAUAUUUAGAGUACCAAAGCCAGUAGCUUUAGAUAGGCUAGGACUAAUUUGUCUCGGGGUUGAGAGAUUAGCAUGGAAUUCAUUUCAAUGGACUUAAGGAGAUAAACUUUGGAGAAUCUGUUAAUUGUCUCAGAGAGAAGUAUAAUUAUGAAAUGAUAGUCAGUGAAUGCGGUUAGAGUGCAACUAAAGAUUAUUUUGAUGAAUAGUUCAUAUAGUAAAAUCCUAUUGAUACAAUUGUAUUCACUCUAUAUCUUGGAAAUACUAAAUCCAAUGAAGAACUUAACGCAGCAUGGUCAUUUACAGUAUGGAAAAGAAAAUCUUAGAAGGAUUUAGAGAGGCAGGAGGAAUAGAAAGCUAUUAAAAACAAAGAUUAACUACUAGAGUACUUGGAUAAAGAGAAAUAAGCAUUGAUACUGAAGAAACAAUAAAGAACUUAAGAUGCUCAGGCUGAGAAAAAUCAGUAAUAUGGAAGUAAUAGUCCUAUCUUUAUGAAGAAAAAAUAUAAGUUCUUGGGCGAUAGGGAAUUCCAAACUAAAAAGAUAAAGGAAUGA
This is a messenger RNA of Stylonychia lemnae, 969 nucleotides long. Lineage: Eukaryota; Ciliophora; Spirotrichea; Sporadotrichida; Oxytrichidae. The record is from the annotation of a GenBank genome assembly.